Salvia hispanica is the source of this 980-nucleotide messenger RNA. The record is from RefSeq and is a predicted model, not a curated record. Lineage: Eukaryota; Viridiplantae; Streptophyta; Magnoliopsida; Lamiales; Lamiaceae.
AGAUGAAUGCCAUUAACUUUCAAUUACCAAAAUGCCCCUCUUUUGCUCUUCGUCCCGUCACCGGCUGCAAGCGUCCUAAAUUCGUCGUGGCUUCAGCUCUUCCUUCUCCUUCAAAGUUUAGGGUUCAAGUGAAGAAACCUUCUCACAUUCAAGUCACACACUCGAUGCCCCCUCAAAAAGUCGAGAUCUUCAAAUCUUUAGAAAGCUGGGCUUACGACAACGUGUUGAUUCACCUCAAACCGGUCGAAAAGUGUUGGCAGGCGCAGGAUUUCUUGCCUGAUCCGGCUUCCGAUGGGAGGGCGUGGACGGCUGAGGAGAAUAGACACGGAGACCUCCUCAAUAUGUAUCUUUAUCUCUCCGGGAGAGUUGACAUGAAACAAAUCGAGAAGACUAUCCAGUAUCUCAUCGGCUCAGGAAUGGAUGUAAAGACAGAAAACAACCCGUAUCUCGGAUUCAUCUACACGUCCUUCCAAGAAAGGGCUACGUUCAUCUCCCACGGAAACACGGCCCGACAAGCCAAGGAGCACGGGGACAUCAACUUGGCUCAGAUAUGCGGCACUAUCGCCUCGGAUGAGAAACGCCACGAAAUUGCAUACACCAAGAUUGUCGAGAAGCUCUUCGAGAUCGACCCUGACACGACCAUGCUAGCAUUCGCCGACAUGAUGAAGAAGAAAAUCGCAAUGCCCGCCCACUUUAUGUACGAUGGUCGCGAUGACAGCCUCUUCCACCACUUCUCGGCCGUCGCCCAGCGCCUUGGCGUCUACACGGCAGGAGACUACGCGGACGUCCUAGAGCACUUGGUUGCGCGAUGGAAAGUUGAAAAUAUAACGGGGCUAUCUGUGGACGGGGAAAAAGCUCAAGACUAUGUCUGUGGGUUGCCUCGGAGAAUUAGACGGAUGGAGGAAAGGGCUCAAGGGAGGGCUAAAAAGGCUGCAAAGAUCCCGUUCAGUUGGAUAUACGACAAUGAAGUGCAACUCUGA